This is a messenger RNA of Heteronotia binoei (common prickly gecko), 354 nucleotides long. RefSeq names its product cystatin-2-like. NCBI's taxonomy places the organism in Eukaryota, Metazoa, Chordata, Lepidosauria, Squamata, Gekkonidae. The transcript has 2 exons. The record is from RefSeq and is a predicted model, not a curated record. Gene Ontology annotation, molecular function: cysteine-type endopeptidase inhibitor activity. Bases 1 to 354 code for a protein of 117 amino acids.
AUGGCUGCGCGCGGCUGGCUGGGCGCCUUUGGCCUCUUGCUGCUGAGCGGCGCCUGGGCGGCGGGGCUGGUGGGGGCGCCGCGGGAGGCCCCCCUGGACGCGGAGGCGCAGCAAGCGCUGCAGUUCGCCAUGGAGCGCUACAACCGCGGCAGCAACGACGCCUACCGCAGCCGCGUGGCCGAGGUCGUCAGCGUGCACAAGCAGCUUGUUGCUGGGAUCAAGUACAUUUUCAAGGUUAAAGUUGGGCGAACAAGUUGCAGAAAUUCCGAAACGGUUGUCGAGGACUGUGCGUUCUUGGAGUUGGAUCAGGCAAAGGUGCGUGUCAGAUAUAAGCAGACUGUUAAACAUUAUUAA